CGCGAGUAGUGUUUCAUAACAAUAUUACGUUCUCGCGUAUAAUCGGUAAGUUAGGUGGGUAAUUCGCGUUUAAAUAAUAAUAAAAAAAAAAAACAACUAGUUAUAUACUCUAUAGUUCCAGUACACACCCGAUCUACAGUUAUUAAUGUACCGUCAUUUAUUAAUUAAUUAAGAACACAAAGAGGAACGUUUUAAAAAUUAUUAAGUACUUAAUUCGUAAAAAAACAACAAUUUUUUUUUUGGUGUAUAAACAUGUAGAAAUUGUUUUCUAUUCAUAGCUGUUUUACGGAUUUUUUUUAUAGGAAAAAUGUCUCCGUUAUUAUAAGUUUCGGCUUCGUUUAAAAAAAAAAAAAAGGAGAAAAAGGUAGGUAUAAAUUAUACUUUACGCUCUAUACUAUAAUAUUUUUACUGCGGUUGGUUAUUAUAAUUUUUUAGUUCUCAACUCAGGGCCGGAUUUAGACUUUUGGAUGCCGGGGAAAAUCUUUUUUUGAGGUCCAUAGGGAAAAAAAAAAUUAAAAAUACACAAUAUCUAAGUAGUUGAGGAAAAAAUAAAAUAUUUGCAGACUUGCACGUUAUAACUAUUUACUUAAAAUGUGUUUAUUACAAGUUUGAAAGGCUGCUGUUUCGUGUCUCACAAAUUUCAAAAUUCAUUUAUAUAGCAAUAUUUUAAAAGUAAAAAUAGGUAUAUUAAUCUCAUAGCAUUUUAUUUAUUUAUAAUUUAUUUUAUUUAACACCCCAAAGGGAUAAUGAGUACAGAAUAUUAUUAUAUAAUACAUCAAUAUUUAAAACUACUUAAAACUAUUUAACACUAUUGGAAUACAAUCACUUCAAAACAAUAUCCUCAAUUUAACAAGUGAAUUAAAGCAAAAUCAAAGUUACUGUUACCAUGAACCAAAAGUCGAUUCUCCGGACUAUUAUCAAUUAAGUUGUUGUAUUUAUUAAAAUUUUGAAAUUAAAUCUUCACACUGUUACAUUAGUAAUUUCAAAACCAAAAUGACGGACAUACUUCGUACGAUGGAUGCAGCCACUGUUGUUGGUGAGAGGUUGGGAUAUAGAGGGAAAAUUAAUUUGUAUUUGUAAGCAACGAUAAACUAUUGCUUAUUAAAAAUGAUUCUCAGCAGAGUUCAGUUGAUGGUGAUGCUAUAUUAACAAUUUAUACGUCAUAUAUAUAUAUAUAUAUAUUUUCUUUAAUAUUAUUUGUUUAAUAUAAAUGUACCGAUUUUCCCAUUUUACUACUUUUUUCCUAUUUUUUCCCGGUUUUUAUAUUUUUUUAGGAAAACUCUUGAGAAAUCGAAAAAUGGUCUCCUUAAAGUACCUUCCCAAUCAGAUUUUUUUUCAGAAAAAGUGCUGUUAUUGUAAAUUAAAUUAAAAUUGUUGAUAGAAAAGUUGUUCCUAUGAAAAAAAGUUCGAAAUAUUUUUCAACUAAUACCUACAUUUCGUAUAUUUUCCCGUGUUUUCCUGGUUUUUUCCACUUGUUAAGAACUUUUCGAAAAAUAAAAAUUGAUUCCUUUAAAGUACCUCCUCAGUAAGAUUUCUUUUUAGAAAAAGUACUAUCAUUGUGAAUUAGAGCAAAAUUGCUGGAAGAAAAGCUGAUCACAGAAAAAAAAAUCAUAAUAUUUUACUAAUAUAUUUCGUACAUUUUCUUGUUUUUCUCCGUUUUUUUUUAUUUUUCACAUUUGAUGAGAACUCCUGAGAAAAUUUCCUUUCAGAAAAAGUUCUAAAUCGUAUACAUCAGAGUAAGCUUUCUAGUAGAAACAGUGUUCACAAAAAAAAAAAAAAAAACAAUAAAAACAAUAAAAAUUUUUGUAUAACUGAUAUAUUAUUCGCUAUACUCAGAAUCUAAAAAACUUAAUGUAAUUACGCAUACACGACUAUAUAAAACGGAACACAUGCAUGCACGCAAUAGUUCGAUCACUGGACAAUGAUCGAUUGAAUAAGCUGUUAAGUGUUUAUUCAUUUUAUUCAAAAAUAAAUCAUAUAACCAAUAGAACGUUUAUACCUAUAUACUAAAAUAUUUUGUAAUCGUUGGAUGCCCCAUUGCCUCGUGUCUCGUGAAAUCUUGACGUAUUAAUUUGCAGCCGAAAUCAUAUACAUUUAUUGGGGAGGUACUUUAGAGAGGUCGUUUAUCGAUUUUAUCCAGAGCUUUCUCUACAAAUAUGAAAACUAAGAAAAAUUAUGGGAAAACUAGAAAAAAACGUGGGAAAAUCGGAGAAAUCGGUACAAGAUUAAACAGAUAUUAAAAAAAAUAUAUAGUCUAUUUAAUUAUUUUACUAUAAUAUAGCAUAUAUAUAUAUAUAUAUUUUUGACAAAGUAUCGCUAUCAAUUGAACUCCACUCAGAAUCGUUUUUUCGUAAACAAUGGUUUAUCGUUGUAGGUAUACAUUAAAUUACCUAUAACAGUGGUAGCACCCGUUCCUGUUAUCCCAGGACGUCUUUUGUGAAAUAUUGUGUUCAUGUAAAACAACCAAAUUAACCAUUGAAAUAGGUUUUUAACUUUUUGGGAACGACCUCAUUGAUGUUGAUACAAUAUUAUUCUCUAAAUCAGUAGAGCAGUAACGAUUUAGUUCUGGAGGGUGGGAUGGAUAAUUUGUUAGAUAAACGUCGUUAGGGAGCGUUUCCACGUCGAACAUUAGAAACUAUUAGUUUUACUAAGAUGUGUUUUCCUCAGAAAAAAUAAUUUUGGAUUGUAAAAAAUAAUCACAUUUUUUUUCAUGCCGUACAUUAAAAGAUGCGCAUUUCCGCCUUAUGGUCUUUACUUGUGCCUAUAUUUACUCGCACUUCAUAAACUGUAAGAAAUAAGUUGUUAGGCUCUAGCAAUUGAGUUGGUGACUACCGUUAACUAUAUCAUAAAUAUCUUUACAAAAUAGGUAUACUAAGGUAUAUUAUUAAAAAAAGUUUCCGGGUGGGAUCUAUCUUUCCUCAACAUAAAUACGCUACUGCUUUAAAUAAUAUAAUGUUUAAUAAUAGCUUGUAAUCGUGAAAGUACAGAAAUUCGUAUUUUACUUUAUUAUAUUUUUUUAUUAAAUUUAUAAUAAUACAUUUUUCGAAAAAAAAAAAAAAAAAAAAAAACACCAAUCAGGUUGUCUUUGAAAUGUUGUCGUCUACAAUUUUAUAAUGGGCGUUUUAUCACUAAAAUCAGUUUUAGUGGUAUUUUCACUUGUUUAACGUAAACACAUUUUUCCUUUAUUGCCCGUUAGAAAAAGAUAGAUACAGCAAAUGCCACUGUGACUGUCUCUUAAAGGUCCCUAUAUACAAAAUUUGUUUUCUUUCACAAUUUGUUUACACACUAGAGCAAGACUAGACAAGUGUUGCCAGUUGUUUUUGUUUCCUUGGAAAAACUGGAACAUUUAUACACAUAGGUACUAUUCAUAUCACAGCAACAAAUUUCGAAUAAAAACUCAAUAUGAACAAUUCAAAAUCCGUUGCUCUAUAGUUUUGCAACAAAAUGUUCAAUAUUUUAAUAUAGUCAGUACUAGAAUUAAAUAAUUUUUAGGUUAAAUACAUGGUAAAGUAACGUUGAGGUUUUGUCAUUAUAGAGAAUUUCUUUAAAUUUAUUUAGGUUACCACGAUUAAAGAUAUUUAUUAAUUUUUAUGUUUAAUCGUGGUAGUUAUUUAUAAAUUUUCACGUGACAACGCGUGACUGAAGCAUUCUGUUCACAUUGACUAACUUGUCCCUUUCUCUCACUAUUUGAUACCAAUUUUGCAUUGUUCAAUAGAAACAUAUUUCUCCGUGUGUCGCUUUUAACCGAAACACAAAACAAACAGCAACUUUUAUUACUGGUACCAUAAACAUGCAGUGACAUUUGCUAAACAUUUGUCAACUUUUGAAUUAGCAACAUGUUGCAACUGAAAAAGUUGCUAUACAUUACUCUAGUGUGGACUCGGCUUAUGUAAUAAGCAACAUAAACAUUACGUAUCUAAUUGAUUGUCUGCUUGAAUUUAGGGCAAAGGACCUAUUAUAAUUACGUAUGUAAUAAUAUAAAUCUAUAAUUAUUAAUAAUAUAGAUAAUAUUAUUAUUGUUUUUAAUACUUUAUUAUUGUUACGCCAUAAUGUGGAUUAAGUUUAUGAUAAUACUAUUGAUUAUAAUAUAGUCUUUAUAUAUAGUCUUUAGAUAGUAUAGGUACCUACUCGAAUAUUAGGCGUAUUAGUUGAUAGGUACUUAAUAACACUAAACAGCAGUAACAAAAAUGUAAAUCAAACGUUAAUGAAAAACUAAUUAACUUAUUACUUAGAUAGGUACCAAAAAUGAUAGCGUUCAACCUUGUUGAGUCAUAAAUAAGUAGUAGCUCAUUUAUAUAUAAUUUUUUUUAUGGUUAUCAUAAAUAAUUUUAGCACAAACACUGUCUAUUCUCGUUAGUAACUAUGCAAUUAUCGUUCAACGUCAAUAAUUGUAUUACACUCGACUCAUGCCAGCGAACUUUUUGAUCACAAUUCGUAUUCAUUUUUAUUACAAUACACACCCAAAAAGAAAACACCGGUGACAGAGCUCUGUCACUACAAUAAAAUAUACCGCCACAUGUUUUAUUUUUUGUAUUACCUAUAUAAAUAUUCUUUUUAAACAAUAGAUAACCAAAUACUAUAAUAAUGCAAUAUUAUACUAUUAUAGUACUUAAAAAAAUAAUAAUAAUAAUAGUGGUAUUUGGGCAUAAAAAUAGUGCGCGCGCGGAGUUUAAAAGCUGAAACUCAUAAAAAUGUAUUUUUCACACUAACGUGUGUGAAGAACGCCAUGAAUAAACAAAAGUCCAUCCUCAUAGCUUCAUUUAGGAGAGGUUCUAUGGGGUAUUUAAAGAUAAAAAAACACACUCUACUAUAAUAACGUGGGAAAAUUCAAAUUUCCAAAUUAAACCCGAAUUUAACGCUUCAGAAUUGAAGCCUAUAAAACAAUUUUGUUAUUUUAUUAUCUAGAAGAAGCCGCUAAAAAUAUACAAAAGUAUCGGAAAAAAUAUAAGUAUAUACAUAAUUAUAACUGUGUGUUGUGCAUACACUGCAAUAUAGCCUUAGUUUUCGGGGAAGAUUCGACAAAAAACAAAUUAAGUAUAGACAAUAAUGAAACUAAUUUUACGAUUCAUAAUUUAUGACUACAAAUAAAAGAAUAUGUAGGUUGAAAACCUACGUAUUGAUAAAGACCGCGCGAAACAGUAGUAUAAACAUAACAAAACUUUAAUCAAAUAUACAAGACCGGCGAUAUUGAUUAAUAGCAGAACGAUACGCCCAACAAAACAAACAGAAAAUAGCAUUAUCGUCGUUAUUUACAUAUCACUCAGUCAUCAGGGUUGAAUUUAGAUACCUACCUAAUAUAUUAUGUUUAUUUUCGAUGCGUAGUUGGAACUUUUUAUUUGUUGCAGACAGUAAUAAAACUGUAUAUUAUUGAUCUUUUCUAGUCGUGAUAACAUUUUGACAAAAAUUCUACCGAUUUUUGAGUUAUUUUUAGGCAUUUAAUAUGUAUUUGAAUUUAGUUUAGUUUUUAUUUAGUUUAAUGUCAAUGAAAUUGUCUAGCCAAAUAGAAAUCCUUGAAAAUUCAACACUCAAUUUAUUAUAAGAUUUACUUAGAUGUAAAAAAAAAAAAUUUAUUUAUUAAUGUAAUAGUUUUUUUUAAAACACAUUUAAGUUUAAAUUUUUACGGAAACCAUGCAAAUUAUGGUAUUUCAAAACAUGUUUAACUGAUUUUUGCUCAGAAUCGUAUUUUUAAAUUUAAUCAUUUUAGUUUUUACUGUAGGUAAAAUAAAUUGUUUACUUUUGAAACAUCUUUGUCUUAUAAAUAGGGCCCGGAUAUCAAUACAAAAUGUUUAUUUUUUGAGUGAUAUUAGACAAUGCUUCCUAGUAUAUUAUUUGAUUUAUAUAAUAGACUUCAAAGAUGAACCUUUUAUUUUGCCUUUUUUCCUUUUUCUUGCAUUUUUCGAAGUUUUUUCAUUUUAAGAACAUUUUUAGUAUUUUUCGGUCAUUUCUUUCGUUUUAUUGUAUAUUUGCACAUUAUACGAGUAUAAUAUAGUAUAGUAUUUAUCCAUAAAAUGACCAUCGAUUAAAUAUACAUGGUAUAUUGAAUCUAUGAUACGCCUUAAUAAUUUAAAUUUAGCUAAUUCAAAAUAUUAUCCAUGUUUUUCGGGUUUUCCAAUCAAUCAGUUAAAUACAGCCCCUCAGUCAACACUAUCGUCGCUAGUCACAAGUCAAUUUUUUAAUUUUGUGUUUUUAUUUUUAUAUUAAAUACAAAUAUUAUCCAAUAAAACAAUAAAUUAAAAAAAAUUAUUGGUAUAUCAUUUUUUUAAGGGCGUUUUCACGGUAAUUCAUUUUUUAAAUUUUUUAACUUUUUUUAGAUCAUUUUUCGAUGAUUUUUAGUGCAUUUAAAUACAGGUCCUAAUUAUAAAUAUUCAGAAAUUUCUAAAAGAAUUUUUAAAAAUUAUUUCCCUCAAUUAAAUCUUGCUACUUCAACAACUUUAACAAUCAUCAUUUUCUUUUUUCUUGUCACGUCAUAAAUAAUAUUACGCAAAAGAGUAUAAAAUAAUAAAUAUUAUAUUUUCGUGAAUAAAAUACCGGUUUAAAUAAGAAGGCGAUUUAUUAAAAUUGAUUUGUGAAAAAUUAAUGAACCUACUAUAAAACGAUUUAAUUUUAACUUUGUGUUUAUGUAUAUCUUAAUUUAAACGAACAACUUAAUAUGGUUAUUUUUAAGCCGGCAUUUAUUUACAUAUUUGUCUGUUUUUCGCAUUUUAUACACGUCACAAAAGUGUUUAUCAAGAUCUUUGGUGUUUUUCGAUGAAUUCGAAUAACUUCACAACAUGAAAAUGGCAAUUAAAUUUGUGAUUUUUGUAAAGCGGAUAUUAUUAUGUUUGUAUUGGGAAGACGAUGCGAAUACUAAUGAACGUAUAGCGGUUUCUUUGUACAGUAGAAGCCGUAUAUCAGAUCGACAUUUUUUUUUUUUUUCAAUCUGGAAUAAAACAAAACAUAUAUUGUGUCGUAAACAAUAAUAAUUAUAGAAAGCGGGCAAAAUUAAUGAUUGAAAACUACACAGUAGUGCGACCAUCGGACGUCUCGUUUUCGCGGUUAUUCGUGCGAUUAACUCCUUCAGGCGCCGAUAAAAUAUAAAUUUGUGAUCCGGCGGAGGAAGGGAACUAUCAAUCAUCCUCGAAAUUCUGAAACGUCAGAUCGAUUUUUAGUAUUCUGUAGGCUGUGGCAACUCUGUCCGAGGCAUUUAGCUUCUAAACGAAAUGGGAUUUUUGCUUAAAAUGCACACGCAAUAUUACUGAUACUAGUCAUCAGCCACUUAAAUAAAAAAAUCUUAAAAUUGAUAUAGUUUAUUGUAUGAUGGGUGACAUGAGGAGUUGUGAGUAAUUUACGAACGUAACGAACGAAUUUACGGAAAACAUUCGCAAAUAAAUAUUAUAUAAUAUAUUGAUAACACUGAGCCAAGAUAAUUUUUGAUCAUGAUUAAAAAAAAAUUCUCACUAAGAGUAUAAUUUAUAUGUUUUACAUAGAUCUGUGUGUUCUAUGUCACAACUCGAAAACAUAUUGCGAUUUUUUACCUAUUUGGCACUGGUCUUAGCCUAUUUUCAAAAAUGAAUUUGAAAACUUUUAAAUAAAAACUUUUAAACUUAAAAACGACUGGGCAUAGAAGAUAAAAACUAUCUUAUUAUAUAAUAUACUUUUAAAAUGUUCUCAUAUUACAUAUAACCACGAGUACGUGGUCCAACACGCAUUUUUCCGUUUUAUAUUUUUAUUUUUAUAGUUAGAUCAGUUUUAAUAAAUUCAACCAUAUGUGAUAAGAUUGAAGUCAUAAUACUUAUUAAUAGUCAUUGAUAAUUAUUGAAAAAAAUGAAAGCCUUCUCUAUGCAAUACUACACAAAUCUAUGUAGACGCAUCAUAUAGUAAUUUAAUUAAAUGCUUAUUGUGUGUCAUGCGGUAAAGAAAUCGAUUUUUAAUUUAUAUGUAAAUUAAAAACGUAAAACUAUCGUCACACCCGGUCGGCUUCGUGAUAAAAGUUCUUAACUAUAUAAUAGUUGAAACCCGGGUUUCUGUAGGUAUAUUAUUAUACUAAUAUACUAGUUCGGUCCACAAUAUGACAUUUACCCCAAACAUAUAUAUGUUUUGGUCUCAAGAAAGAAGGGCUUAAGUAAAUUUCAUUAAAAACACAAAAAAGUAAGUAAACCUAUAGUAAAAUGUUAGACUUAACUAGUAACCAGUGUAUUACCUGAAUAAACCCGAGACCCAAACUAAUGUAAUGUACUACCCGUCAUAAUCACUAGGACCUAAAAUACAUCUGUUAUCAGAGUACACACUUUUUAAUUUAACUGUAACUUUUGACAGGUUUCCAUAGGUAGCAAAAAAAUAAACCUGUGGGGGUCGUAACAUUCAAAAUUAUCUCCUCUUUUGUAUACCGCUUAGCGUAUACAUUUAUAUUAUUUAUAUGACGUUUGGACUAAAAAUGUACAAAAUAAAUAUAAAUAAAAGUCCAGAAUAUUUUAUUAAUAGUUAGCAAAUGUCAAUAAUCGGGAAAAACGUAGGAAAAAUGGGAAGUCGGUACAAUAAAUAACAAAUAUUAUUUUUGAUAGAUGGCUGUUUAUAAUGUUACGAAAAUAUUCGUAAAAGUGAAGCGAACGACUAAUCACUGUUUUCGCAAUUGGAACUUCAUAUUCCGUCUGGUAUUGACAAUAAUUAUUAUUGUACUCGGCUGGUCACAAAUAUUUAAUAACAAUAACGACACGAAGAUAUUAGGAAACACCAGAUUCGCUUCAACGACGAUAAAAACCGCCCGAGAAACUCAAAAGGUAUAACAGUAUUAUAUAAUAUGUAAAAACACGAUUUUAGUAUUAUCAUUGAGUAUUGUAUAUUGAUUACCUACAAUGAAAUUUGAAAAAAAAAUUCACAACGAAUAGGUUGGAUUCACUUUUAGAUUCCGAACAAAGUGUGGAAGCUAUUAAGUUUUCAACGAUUUGUGUUUUUGUAUUUUUAAUUUAAUUAAAUUUUUUUCAAUUAUACUUUUCAGUACAACAAAAAUAACCAAUAAUAUAUUAAUUUAACACGAAUGACGGUACGUUAAAAAAAUAAACGUUCAAAUUUUCCAGUUCAAAACUCCGAAAAUUAAUUGUUAGAAACUGGAAAAUAUAACGAGAAAAAUUCAAUAUUUUAUUAUUUUAACUCUGACCGCCUCGGAAUUAUUUUUCAAACGUAAUAAUUUAUCGCUGUUUAAACAGUGUCUAGUAUUAUAUUGUACACCAGUCUAAUACCUGUGUGCGCAAAUACAAAAAUAAAUAGAAAAAAUUAAACGAUUUAUCAUCAAAUGUAUAAAUAUAUCGCCGCUUUCGGUGUUCAGAAAAAAAAAAAAAUGAAAAAUUACAUCUGUAUCCCUGUACCUUCUCAAAACAGUUUUUCAACUUAAAAUAUACGCGACUAUAAGAGUAUAUACGUAUAAUAUUUCCGCAAUUAUUAUAAUACCUAUUUCAGUUAUCGGAAAACAAUAAUCCAUUGGAAACGGUGAGCAUUAUUGCAUCACUCGAUAACGACGACAAUGAGGAUUUGUAUAAUAUACGGUUAAAACGAAUUGUUAAACGACUGAACACUAGGCAAACUGUACGCAAUCUACAUAAAUAUGGACCGUUAACAAACAAUUCUUUAAUCAUUGUUGUACAAGUAUGAAAAAUGAAAAUGUUAUUAUUUUAUAUUAUGCUUUGUGUUGUUCGUUAUUAUAUUGCAGUGUUCGCUGCUAUUGAUUUUGUCGAGGUCCUGCAAUUGUGACAGAGACCAUAAAAUAUACUAUAUUUACAAUUUUAACCAGUUACCGAAAAACCGUGUAAUUUAUUUUUUCUCGUAAUAUUUACAAGCUCUGGAGUUGGUUUGUGUUCGGUUAGUUAGGUUAUCGCUACAGAUUUUUUGUAUAAGCGCAUAAACAAUUCCAAUUUAUAAUUUCAAAUUAUUUGCAAGCCGCCUUCGAAUUACAGUCCUAUCCGUUCCCUCCAAUAUUAGUAUCGUAAAAAAUAUUGUAAUCACAUAAUAAUAAUUAUAUAAUUCGAUUCAAUAUUCUCAGUUUUAUACAAAUAUUAAUGUACACAAUAUAAUUCAAUUAACUGACAGCAGAUAAAAAAAUGUUUUGUAUACGUAGACAAUGGUACCGUGAAGUUUUUUUUUUUCUAUAAAGCAGUUGCAGAAAAAUGUCAUAAAAAAUUCACAUAACAACUCAAGUCUAAAAAAAUCGGGUGCUGUAACCAAGGCCACCUAGACAUUUCUGUUACUUCUAUUUUUUGUUAACUUAUCUAAUGAAAAAGUUCCACAUCACAAACUAACCCACCUACCUGAUUUGGUUAUGACACAGCUGCUUCAUAAGAUAACCAUUCAAGCCGAUACUGUACAUAGAUACCUAAAAUAUCAAUAUUAAUUCGUAUAGUGUUUCAGUAAAAUUAUUUAGAAUAUUCACUAUAACGUGUAGUUUGAAUUCCUGCAGGUAAACACUCGUAUAAAUUAUCUGUAUGAAGUCAUCAAUAGUCUAUCAAAAGCUCGUGGAAUUGAGGAUGUAUUGUUAAUAUUCAGUCACAAUUAUUAUGACGAAAAAAUCAACAGAUUGGUAAACGGGGUACGGUUUUGCAAGACGAUGCAAAUAUUUUUUCCAUAUUCCACACAAAUAUAUACAAACGUGUUUCCCGGUCAAACUUCGUAUUACGAUUGUCCACGAAACGCGGCCCGAGAAAGGUAAGCAAAAUUAAAAAUGUGGCCCUAUAUUAAGUAUAGAAACGGUGUCUCAUCUCUCAUCCUUCAGAAUAACAAUAUAAGGAUUAUCGAAAUGUAUUAUUUUAGAUUCUGAGUUUAAGAAAGCAGCUAUUAUAGUUUUACCAAGAUGUGUGUUAAUAGUAAAUAUGAUAAAAUUCUAUUUUAUCUUAAACAAUGUUCAUUAAACGAAUGGUAACACUUUAAUCAAACAAAUUAUAGAAUACCGACAGUUUUUCUAAUAAAUUGAAAAAUUGACAGAAAAUUUCGAUAGGGGGGGUCCUUUGUUUUUAUUUUUUUUUUAAUUCUGAGCUACAAAUCUAAUAAUAUAACAUUAUACCAGUUUACCAAAGUCUACUCAGAAUCGUUUUUUUUUUUUUUUUUUUGUUUAAUGAAUUAUUGUUAUUUUUCAAUAUAUAAAUUAAAUCAUAAACCUUCUCAUCUACAACAGUAAAAUCCAUGCCUCGGGGCGAUGAUAAACUCUUACAAAAUUAGGUAAUCUCCUAUUUAGGCAUAGUGCACGUAAACAACUACACUAUAUAUUAUAGUGUUAACUCUUACACCGGAUAGUAUUAACUGCUACUCAAGAUGGUGUAAUACUGUAAUAUCUCACACUAGUUAGUAUAAUAGAAAGUUUGAAAAAUAAAUGUUAAUCGUUUUAUAUGUUGUGUUAAAUACAACCAGAACCACCCGAUUCACAGAAUGUUACAUUUCCAUAACUCUUUUUAUUACCUCUACUUAAGUUUUAUUCACCGCAUAUGCACUAUAACUUAUUAUUUAUGUGUAAAACACUGUGUUUCUUUUUGUUGUUAAAUGUUUCUGUUUUAUUUUCAUUUUUGCUAUUCUCAUUAUAUAGUUAUUAUUACUAAUCUGUCAAUGUAACUUGUCAAUCUCACUGAACCAUGUAACCGGCGAACUGGCGUUAAUUAAAUAAAUAACAUUAGUAUUAAAGUUAUGAUUGAUACAUUAAUACAUUUUUAAAUCUUAAUAUCCAAUAAUCGAUUUAAAAUUUAUUAUAUCCAAAAGUAUAAAAACACAUAUCUACUCAUAUAUGUUAUACGUGUAACAAGUGUGUAAGAUACGAUACAAAUUACCAAUUCUAAACUUAAAUAUGUAAAAAUGCCUGUGUAGUGCGUAGGAGAUUACACUAUUUCCGUAUUUCGAAGAUUAAACAUCAUUUUACAUUACUAAUCGCUCAAUAAUAAUCAGAAUAAUGUAUAGACUUUACAAAUUGAAUAAUUUAUAACUACUUAUUUGUUAUUAUAUUCUAGUGUCUAUUUUUCGCAUUUUUAAUUUUCAGGAAAUUGACCUAUACCAAUCGUGUAUAGGAUAUUAGAAAAAAAAAGUAAAUAGUAUGCUCUCCAACGUGUUAGAGUUAUGAUGAUACUAUUACGGUAUAUGUUAUAGAACGGAAAAAAUGAAUUGUUUCAAUGCCACUGCCGAUCAAUAUGGACAUUAUCGAGACGCGAAUAUUACUCAGGCCAAACAUCACUGGUGGUGGAAAAUUAACAUGGUAUUCGACCGGCUACGAGUCGUCAAAAAUUACUCGGGUAUAAGUUUGAAUUGAAUUGAUUUUUUUAAUAAUCUAAAUAAUAAUAUAUAAUAUAGGUAAAAAGUACCUUCACAUUUUUUUUAGCAAAUCAACUGAAUAGUAUCUCGAAUAAUUAUUGUUCGCCGUGACUGCAAGUGUAACAGUAACGGGCGCCAUUUCGGAUUUUAAAGAGCUACGGGAUACGAACAUUUAAGGCAAUUAGUGUCUUAAAAUUAAAAUUGUUAGUAAAUAACAUUUUGGGUGGACGUCAUAUUAACUAAAAAUAUUCAUUAAAAACAGAAAACCCAUGUAAAAUCCAGACGAUUUUAAUUUAAUUUUAUAAUCGCCACUACCCCCGUUUUCCAACCAUACCAACUACAUAUGUGGUCAAUACUGUUAAUAGGUAAUCAUCGAUAUUACCUUUAUUACCAUCAGUGGCGUCAUUUGGACCACGCAAGGUAUACAUUUGCAUAUUUAAAAUCCAAUAUUCAAGGCCCAGUGUUAUAAAUUGUUUGGCCUAAAUAAAUAAUGCCUGAAUAAUGAAUAAUGGCUUGCGCAUUAUCAGUCUGCGCGUAUUCUAUUUUCAAAUUAGUAUCUUGUUUCUUCUUUGCAUUAAAACUGAAAAUAUGAUUUUGAUAUUACCUACGUAGAUAUCGUUGAUGAUUAUCAAGUACUUUAUAAUCGCGAUGAUUCGGGAAUAAAACUCUAUUAGUUAGUACUUAAUGUUCUAUUACAUUUUUAAUAGAUAUGUGAAUUAUUUUAUUUUUAUAUUGAAAAUUCUAGACAGGGUUUGUGGCCUCCAUAAUCAUAUUUGUAUUAAAAAAGACAAUUGAAAUGACGCCACUGAUAUAACAUUGAUAAUACGAUACGAUUGGUACAGACCCAACGUAACAUACGGAUUAUAAAAAUAUGUUACCUAUGCGUACCUGAACCAGCACAACAAUACUGUUCAUGUUACCUAGUCUAUACGAGAUACGGCCAUAAUUGUUAUACGUAGAAAUUACAAUAAUAAUUAUUUGUAUUAUUGUUAUAUUAUUUAUUUAUUAUUUAUUAUAUAAUAACUAUAUCGUUUUUCGGUAGUUAUACAUUUUUUAUAUUUACACAAUCGUCAACUUUAUAAAUACUUAAUAUAGGAAUAUCGAUACAUUCGAAUCCAUUUUUAUUACGAAACACCCGUUUACAAAAUAAACGAAUCUAAACGUGUAGAUAACUAUGUCAUUAUGAUGUUAAGUAGUAAGCUAAUAUUAAUGAUUUAGAUAUUAUUAUGUUACGUUUGUUCGACUAACACUGUAAUGACUGCUCAGGUUUGAUAUUAUUUAUGGAAGAAGAUCAUUACGUGGUGGAAGAUUUCAUACACACACUGAAAUUAAUGCAAAGGACAUUGUCGCAAAGUGAAAUAUUUUCUAUGGGAGUUCACAGCGAUACAUUAAUAUUUUUCAGAAAACCACAGGUACAGUAUACUCGUAAGUGGUUAUAGUUAAUCUUUUUAACUAUUUGUCUAAAUAUAUUAUCGCCUCGUUACAAUAACAAUGAAUACCUACUUCCGAGGGUUUACGAAUAUUUACUAGAUAGAAAAUUUAAUAUGUUCCGAAAUAACGCCUGCGAUAUUCCAAUUUCAUUAUCAUACUCGUUUAAAUUAAUACAUUCUCGCGGGAAAUUCUGUAGGUAUAACAAAAGUGCCACCGGUGGGUGUUAUUAAUUUUCCUAUCAAUUUUAACCGGGAUAGCAAAAAAACGGUGUUUUUUUUUUUAUUAUUAGAACCGCAGUUUUUUAAAUAUCAUAUUAUAAUAAUAGUCGCUUUUAUAAAUAGAAUUUCUUCAUACAUUUUAUGAACGAAAUAAGAAUUUAAAAAAAUGCUACUUCUCUAGCCAAAAGUUAUAGGAACGGUUUUAUUUGGUUUAGGUAAAUAUUUUAAAAAUGAUUAGGAACUACAUAAAUACCUUCACUCUUCAGAAAUAUUAGUUAUUAUAAUUUUUUAACGUUUAAAACGUACCUAUUGAACAAGAGUUUUAAGUAAAAUUGUUAAAAAAUUUCGAAAUCCUGAUUCUAACACUGUUGUUAACACUAAUACCACACACUAUGUUUUUAAUUAAUUAUAGGAUAUUAUAGAGAUAAGUGUACAUAUUUAUAGCUCCCGUUUAUCCUGAUGCGGUAUGUCAUAGGUAGGUUUUUAUUGAAAUAAAAAAAAAAAAAAAUAAAAACUCUACAUGUUCAAUCUAGAAUUUAAGAAUAUUUAAAACUAAAUAAUAAUAACUUGAAUUGAAUAAUUUAACUGCGAAACUUGUUUUUUAUACUUAAUGUAAUAUUAAAAUACCUAAUUAUGAUUUUAUAAUGAUAUAGUCCUGAAAUGUAACCGAGUUACUCAUUAUAACAAUAUAAUAAAUUAACCUCACUUAUCUCACUUGUCUAUCGACGAUUUUUGACUAGCUUAAAUAAUUUGAAAAACUAUAAUUCUCGUUUCUGACUUCGAGUGCACACGACAUAAUAAUAUAGGAUAAGUAUUUAUGGGCAGCAUAAUAACUACAAAGUUUUUGACAUUUCAGACAUGGACCUUUGCGUGUGUUAGAUAUCGGCAUGCAACGAAACUGACACACACACAUAGUAUUUUUUAAUAUUCUACGUUUUGUUAUUUUAAUUUGUCUACGUACAUUUCAAAUAAAAAUUCUAUGUACAUUGUACCUGAAUAAUAAACAAAUAUUUUGACAUUAAUAUUAUUAUUAUUUGCGUAGCUAUUAUAAUAAUUAUAAUAAUUGGUUAUUAUAAUAAUUACUUUGUAUGUAGUGACGUUAACAGUAGUGGCGUGAAGUUUUUUUUUUCCAUGAAACAGUUUUAGUAAAAAUGCAAAUAUCGUCCAGAAGAAUCGGAAGUAGAAAUUAAGGCUACUAUACUCCGUGCCACGAGAGAACGCACGCGGCUCGCAUAUCCAAAUAAUACAAUUUCUCCCACUAUUGAGUUCAUUGAUCAAUGUUUUUUAGUGGGUAUACACGAAAAUAUACGAGUUUUGGUUCAUCGCCAUAUGCGUUCUCUCGUGGCCCGGAGUAUAGAUGUUCCUAGUAGCCUCAACUUCCGAAGCGGAUAGGCACCUUAAAAAGAAGAUGAUGUUCCUAUUCAAUUUUUCAUGAAUUUUUAACAUUUUGUGAGUUUUGAUAAAUUGCCACACCCACACCUACUCACCUAAUUUAUUCAUGGAGCAUCUGCUUCAUAAAAUACCCAUUCACGCUGCCACUGGACGUUAACAUGUUUGGUAAAAUCUAUGCAGACUAUGAUAUUUUAAAUACAUAUUUGAAUGACCAUCGGUAUUGAGCAAUUAAUUAUUUUUUGUGACAAGCGGGUUUGUAUUUUAAAAAAACAAUACUUAUUAUAUGUUCAAUUUUCCAUAUAAAGAUAAUCUAAACGAACAUAAAUUGGUGUUUAUUUAUUACUGAAAAAAACUUAAAACCCACAAAUAUUUAUUGAAAAAGUUAUUGUCACCUGAAUUCGUUUCGAAUCCGAAAUUAAUAGUUUUAAUAAAAUGGUUUAUUUUCAUAAGAGAUCACAAUAUAAAUAAUAAUACGUAAAUAAAUCCAACCAGUGUUUAAAUUUUAUUUAUUGCAAUUAAUUUCUUUAAAACUAUUGUAACACUUGGUGCGCUAUUCGACUAGUUUUAUGCUUUAUUUCACAAGCAAAUGAGUUUACUUACUUAGGUAGUAAGAAUUCUUUGAUCUCACGUAUUUUAUCCAAAUAAUUCUAUCUAUAUCAGACAAUCUUAUGCAAGGAGACUGAACUAAUUGGUUAAAAGAUAAUCUAAAAUUUUCAAAUAAAUUCAAAUGUUGUAUAAUUAAGUGACAAUUUCUCACACAGACAAAUUUUAAUAAAAAUAACAUUAAAUUAUUGUGUUAUUAUUCUUUUAUUUUAUUAAAAUUAGUAUUCAAUUUUAUCUGUAGGUCCAUGUGUCUAAUUGGAUAAGCAAUUUAGGUAUAUCGUUCAACCGUUCUGUUUGGAAUGCAUUUGUCCAGUGCGCUGAAGAAUUUUGUUAUUACGAUGAUUAUAAUUGGGACUGGAGUUUGCAGAAAAUGACGAAAUAUUGCAAUGGUCAUACUUUUUUGACUUCUACAUUACAAGAUUCUCGGUUUUAUCACAUAGGAAAAUGGUAAAUAUUUAAACAUGAAUAAAUAAAACAACAUUGAAUUUUAAAAUUUCAAAAAUAUCAGCUCUUCUGUUUAUGGAUGUUUAUUUAUUUUUUUUAUUGAAAAACUUGCGUUAGCUUUCUUUUUGCACUAAUAAGACAACAUUUUCUACUUGAAACCACUCUUGAAGUUGAUGCAAAGCGAAAACUGAAAAAAAUGUACAACAUAGGUAUAUAUAUUAUCAUAAUAAAAUUAAUUCACAUCACUCAGUGCUUAAAAUUCAUGAAGUAAACCAUUUACUAUGAAUAUCACAUUGAUUUUAAAUGAUUUUAUUCCUAAGGUUUAUUAUUACAUCUAAAGUUAAAUUAUCCAAUUCAACAAAAUAGAGUUUUAAAUUAUUUUUAACUUUGCAUUAAAAGCCAAAUGUACUAAUACAAUUAUUUAACUAAAUUAAAUAUAAUGAUAUAUUAUCUAAUAAUUAGUUAAAAUAAUUUUGACGUAAUACAUAUUAUGAGUAUAAUGUUUAGAUAAAUCGUACGAAAAUUCGAUAGUAUAGUUACUAUAUUUCAAUUUUCAUUUAAUAUCGAACUACUUUAUAUUAUUCAGUGGUAUAUGUAUAACAUAUAAUAUUAUUUUUUAAGGUUUUAUCUAGACCAGAUGAUCCAUUUAAGUGGGUACAUGGGUCGGAGGAGAGUAGUGGAGUAUCAUUUGUGUGGCGGUACGGCGUGCGGCGCGUUAAUAAUGCACCUCUACACUCUUCCAAUCCAAACUUAAAAGUGGAAUAUCUCGUCAACGGAUUGACGAAAAUCAAAAUUGUCAACACCAAAAAUUUAUUUUAACUAAUACUCCAUCCAUUUAUGGGCUUUCUAAUAUAGGUUGCCAUUUGUAAGGCCUAAAGUAGGUAGUGGUUUUACCCCCCAAAAAUAAGGGUGAAAACAAAUAAUAUAAAUAUAAAAUUUUAGAGCUGCUUGUUUCCUAAAUGUUCUAAAAUAAAAAGUCCGAAAAAAGUUAAUACUUUCUGAGAUAAUGAGUGUACCCACUUCAAUUGAUCACUCUGUAUACGCGCAAUAGGUAAGUGGAUUACUGGCUGUGAAACUACAGGUCUGACGUCACAGCAGAGUGACUAACGAUAAAACAAAAUUGGGUGUUCAUAAAGUAUUUUGAAUAAAAGUAUAUAAUAUUAAAUUAAUACAUUUUAAUGUUUAUGCAAAGUACGAAGAAUUAUGGUAACUCCAAUGACCAAACAUGAAAUUAUUAAAAUGUUGUGUUAACAGGUACCUGCAUGAAUAGCCCCAUCAAUAAAUAUUAAAUUUACUGUAAAAGCCAAAAUCAGUCAAUUGUGCUCAGCUGACAGCCACAUUAUUGAAAAUAUUAGUAUACAAAAACUACAAUAUUAAAGAUUAUAGUUUCGUUAAAAAGAAGAUAAAUAUGAGAAUGAAGUGUUCGCAUUUUGUGUCUAUUAAACCGUUUAUUGACUUAUCGUCUUGAAAUCAAGUGCCAUAAAAAGUGUAGAAGAUUAAUACAAGUGAUACCUAGCUGGAGGCGCUGAAUUAUUUUUUUUGUGUGUAAUAAUGAACAUUAAUUUUACCUAUCUUUUCAAUUCUACAUGGAAUUAAACCUAAGUCAGGGGGGGGGGCAUAGCCAGACAGAAAUGUAUUGAUUUUACAAUGAUGUUUAUUUUAGAUUCGGAUCAUAACGAGGGAUCUAUUACCUAUUGUUUUUAUUAUGAUGUGUAUUUUAAUAUUAUUUUUUCUGUCUAAAAAUAACUUUUCUAAAAGUAAAUUUUCUCUAGUUGGUGCAUUUUUCACAAUAAUUAGGAAAAACCAAAAAAGACGAAAAAUACGUUUUUUUUUUUUAAACAAAUUACGGCACAACAAUUUCAUUAUUUAAAGUUUUUACGGCUUAUGUUUUGUACCAUAAAUAUUUAAAAUAGAAAAACGACAAGAGAUCUUUUUAUUUGAAUUUUUAAUCCAGUUGGUGAGUUAGGAAGUCGUUUUUUGUUCGUGUAUUUUUUUUUAAUAAUUAAGCGAAAAAAAAUAUAGAAAGAACGAGAAAAUAUAUGAAAAUAAUGCUUUUAUUAUUUUCAAUUUUUUUUUUUUUUUAUGCCAUUCAGUUGAAAAUAUUCGCAGAGACUUGAAAUUUAGAUAGAAUACUUAUGUUUGCCUUUUUUAGACGUUACUACGUCAAAUUUUCAAAAUAUUUGAGUCAUCUUUGAGUUAUUUACAGACAUUUAUAUUUUGCGAGUUUUUUACGUAAUUUUUAUUGGUAGGUACUCCGUGGACAGAAUUGUUAGACUAUACAGAAAUGCUUGAUAAUUUAAUAAGAGUUUCAUUAUAAGUCGUACUUUGUGAAAUAAAUAAAAUAAAAUUAGAGUGUAAUGUAGAAAUUUCUUGUUUCAUACAGAUAUACAUUGAAUUCUCCUCUUAAAGCCCACCCAUCUUGCGAAGUAUGUCUGUCUUUUUCAAUAUAAAUACAUGCACAUUGUUUGUCGUUUGAUUAGCAUAAUAAUUUUUAUUUUAUAAAUGCAUACAAAAAUCAUGUUAUUCUUUACUACAAAAAUAUAAUAAUAUAAUCUCGGAUAUAAACAAAAAUAGUUAAAUUAUUAUUUAUUUAUUUUUUUUAAUUUUAAAUACUACAAUACUGUAUAUUUAAUUUUAAUUUUAUAUAGCAUUAGCCUGAAUACAACACCAUGAAGUAUCUGUAGCCGCGUUGUAGUUUAUUAGUUACUAUUGGUUAUUUAACGUAAAACUAUUGAUUAAAUAGUUAACUGCUUUUUUCUAAUGCAAUCACAUAGUACAUACUACGAUAGUCCAGGAAGACUAGUUCGCGUUAUUUGUAAUAUUAUGGCCACUGCUUUUUAUAUUAAUUGUAAAUUGUAUAAUGUUUUAUACCUAAAAACUACCAAUGCUAGGGGGUAUAACUACCCCUUAAAUAAGAUUCAGUGACACUGUACUAAGCUAUGUUAUAUUUACUAUUCCGAAAAAUACAUAAGCAUAUCAAUAAUACUUCUGAAACGUAUCACAAAUCAGUAUAGUGUAUUGUCUAAACGAUUUUCCAGAUUUUUACACUUUUGUAUAACUUGAAAAUUAUUAUUCACCUCUUAAUGACUACUUUAACGAUAAGACUAAUCUACUGUCCAAAACCUAUUUAAAGGGAAGGGAUUUUACCGUUUUUAUGGAGGAAUAUGACGUUUUAAUACAACGAGCAGUGAGAAAUUAGACGUGCUCUCUAAUGUCCGAUUUCAAUUUUUAAGUAUAAAUACUUAUACAUGAAUUUGUUUAAGAAUUGAUUAGGAAAUUUAGGAAGUCGAAUUUUUGAUCCAAAAUAAAACCAAUGUUGGUAACCACCUAUGGUUAUUUCCUGAAUUUUCAAAAAUAAUAUGAUUAAUUUUUGAGGUAUUCGAAACUGGAAAAUUAAAAUCAAGUUUUCAAAUAACCUAGACAAUUUUUCAACGAAUUCCAUACGUACUUUAAAAAUUAAAAUAGGACAUUGGUAAGCAUGUAUAAUAUCCUACUGCCUAUGGGCCUAAAACGUAUGACAAAUAGGUGUGUUCCAACCCUCUUAAUAAAUUGGUUAUAAAUCAAUGAGAGAAUGAUCAAGGAAAUACAAAUUAUAAUAUACGAGUAAGGUAAAUACUAACUCUAAUAGCAGUUAAUACUACUCUUAUUACUAAUUAAUAAUAAAUGAACAGAUAUUGUAUAAAAUAUUUUGUUUUUGUUUUUACAACAAGACUUUUAUUAGAAAUUAUUUUUACGACGCUUGAUUUUAUGACUUUUAACUUUAUGACACCGACACGUGACUAUAGAACACUCGACCCAUAUAAAAUGUUAUUACAUUUAUGUAUAGAAUUUGAACGAAAACUAAUAAUUCGAUUGGAAAUUUAAAUUUAUACGCUUGUCGAAUAAUUAUAUGUUCGGUUUUUUUUUUUUUCUAUAAUAUAAUCAGACAUCUAACUUAGAAAAUUCAAAAAACCCUAUUUCAGCAGUACUCAAUCCUUUAAAAAAAAUCUUCAUAUAUCUCGUUUACUAUUCCGGACACAUUUUUAUUUUCAUAUUUUUUUUUUUUAUUGUCUGCCAAGUCUAGCUCUCGGCGAAUUGAAAUUACGGCCAUCUGCCAACCUAUAACGAUGAUCAAACAAGUCUCGGGACUUUUUGGUGAAACGGACGACAAGCCAUUCAAUCACGUCCCUUUAUUAUUUCCCGAGAAAAAUCUUGAGAAAAACCGUCCGUUGUACAACUAGCUCAGUGUUAAAGGAAUAAAAUUUAAAUAAACAUAUUCAAAUCCUUUAUAUUAUUUGUAUCAUAUUUCAUUAUUCUCUGCAUGAUAAACUCAUCUAAUAAUACAAUAGUAUAUCCGACUAAGAAUAAUCUAUUCGUGAAAGGAUGAUUCAACAUCUGAAAAUUGUACUAAAUAUUUAACGGAUUAUAAAUAUUACACUACAUAUUAAUAUUUCGUAUUAAGAAAUUGAUUUUUGAAUUUAAAUUACUCACAAUUUCUUUAAUACCAACAAAAUUUGUAUACACAUAAAUCAGAAAAUAGUACACAAAUUGCCAUUAUUUUAUGGUUUUCGUCUAAAUUUGAACGUAGUAUUUAAAAAAAAAAAAUGUCGAUAAAAUCGUUUGAUAUUAUUAUAGUGCGACAAGAAAAACUAGUUUUAUAUCAAAGUUUUGGAUAUUUUUUAGAUGUCAAACAGUAUUAUCUACAUAAAACCAAAUUCAAACAGUAAUAAACAUGACAAUUUAAAAUAAAACAAAUAACACAAUAUCGAUAGUAUGUUUUGAAAAUUGUACCAUGUGUAAAAAGAGUUAAUAAAAUAUAGACAAUUACAGGUUCAUACGAUUAUUUUUAACCGAAUAACAACAUUAAAAAUAACAGAAACCAUUAUUGUGUACAUUUACAAUUUUUUCCCAAUUUUUUUAUUGAAUUUUUCCAAUAAUUAUAUAAAAAAAAAAACUACAAGUAAAAUCAAAAAAUAAUCUCACCCAAUUAAUUAAUAAGACAACAAUUUCUAUCAAAAACCACCCGUAAAGUCGAUGAUUGGAGCAAGGUUUCUGGUAAAAAAAAAUGAUUUACAAACAAACAAAAAGUCACAGUAAACGAACAUAUUCCUCGCUGCGCUCAGAAUCUAAAAUAUGACAAAAAAAACUUUGUUUGGAAUGUAGGUUGUGACCGGUUUGGAUUUAAACAAUAAUCAUCGGGUAAUGAAGCGUUUUUUUUUUAUAAAAAACUUGCAUAUUAUAAUAUAAACAAAUGAGUGAGAAACGCCCAAGAGUAUUGUAGUGUAGAUUGUUGGUUUUUUGAAUUUAAAUUAAGACUUUGUAAGAGAUUAUGUAAAAUAAAUAUUAAAUGUAUCAAUGUUUGAAAUGUGCCUCGUUGUUAAAAUGUAGCUUUUAAUAAUAAAAAUAUUUUCGAGUGUGGUUUCGGCUCAAUUUUACGGCCGAAAUAACAAAUGACACGAUCAUAAUUAUUGAUAAAUUAUAAUUAAGUACCUACCUAAAUUUAUAUUACAGGGGCGGGUUGAAACAAUUUAUAGGGAGUACAGACGUUCUUAAAUCUGACCACCCACUAAUAAUUUAAACACUAGCACUACCGCUGUAAAGGACCGAUAAAAAGAGGUAUGUGCGCUUAUGGAGGUCAUUGUAUACGAGUAUAUAAAUAAUGUCCGUUUAAAUAGUUUUUAGUACACAAAUUUGCAUAAAACGCAUACAAGGGGGACUAUUUUAAAAUUCUUAAAGCUCGAACUGGGGAACUAUCUUCAUAACCUAGUUUUGACCACUGUAAUUAGAUACCUAACAUACGAAUAAUAAUAAUACAGGAGAUACAAAAUAUAAUAUUUUAUAGCUAAUACAUCAAGGUCGUAAGUGGAAAUAAUCAGGGAAAAUUGAACUUUCAUUGACUAAAAUAAUUAUUUUUCCACAACAUAAUAUAGCACUCAAUAUUUACGGAAGGGGGAGGUUUAGGUUUGGUUUCUCUCGCAUAUUUUUUGGGGUGCAGUGCACUUACCGUACGUGCUUUCAAGCCACCUUUGUUGUGUAUAGUGAAAUAUUGAAGUAAAAUAUUUUGUUUUUUUUUAGUGGCAUGCAUUACCAUAUAAACUGCUCAGAUAUGUCACAUGUCAACAAACUCAAACAGACUCUCAAGUCAUUGGAUUUGUAUCCAGAAGAAUUAGACGUGAAGAUUAUACACGGAUUGAAUCAGAUGUUUAGCGCUGGCAAUGGAGGAUGGGGAGACACCAGAGAUCGCAAGUUAUGUAUGCAUAUGGUGUUUAAUCAUUAUGUGAAUGUAUGAUAAGUAAAAAAAAAUGAUAAACGAUUCAAAUAAUAUUUUCUAACAAAAUAUUGUGAAUUGUUUACAACUAUUGAGUUAUUAUUAAUAUUAGGUAUUUUAGUUUUGAUACUAUAAUAAUGUUAGGUAAACUAAAGAUUAAGAUUAUUGUUAUUAAAAAAAUGAUUAGGUAUUUUUAAUACGAACAUUUUUUUUUUUUUUUUUUAGUGUAUAGCAAAAUAAACUUUUUAAUUUUUCUUAACUUAUAAAGUGCAGCUAAAAAUUAUUGAUUUCUGGAUUGCUUUGGUGAUAAGGGAAAACAUAUGACUUAUAGUGCCUUUUUUAGAUUUUUUUUUUAUUAGGAAUGGUUUACUGUUGUAUCAAAUGAUAUAACUUUAAUUACACUAUACUUUGUGUUCCGAGGAAAAGUGAUCAACCAACAUCUUAUGAAAGUACAUCAAAGAUGAUGAAGAAACCUUUUUUAAAGGGGGAGGGUCUACAAUUUUUGUCUUUGAAGUUAUGGGUAAUUUAUGUUUUUUUUUAAUGAAACCGCAGUUUUAUUGUUUAUCUUAAAAAAAAUGUCAACUUGUGAAUGGUUUUUUUAUAUUUUAUUUUAUAGUUAUUAUAAUUGUGCUAUUAGCCAACAUACAUAAUUAAACCAGUAAUGUACGAAUUAUUUUUAUUAAAUAGAAAAAAGUACAAAUUUGUAUUUUUAAAAAUAAAUCAAGAAUAACUCCAAAUUAUUUAUUAUUUAUUACAAGUUUUUUAUUUUAUUUUAUUUUUCUGCUGAAAAAUACCGAAAAUACAUAAAUGCUUUGUUUUCAUACUUUUAUCAUUCCUGAGUUAUUUAUACCCUUCUGAGCUUAGAAUUCUUGGAAUCAAUGAUCGCUUUAUAAAAGCUAAUUAUUGAAAAUCUCGGAAUUUUUUAUUUUCUUGCUAUUUUUUUUUUAUUAACUAUUUUGUUAUUUAUGUUGUUGUAUUUUAUGUUAGUUAAAUUUAUAUUUGCCCUUAAUAAAAAUUUAACUUUUUAAAACAAUAAAUGUUUAAUUUAUAUCAUUCAAAUUUCAUCUCCAGUGAGUUUAUUCUCCAUUAAGGCUUGAUGUCCAAUCAUAUAAAUGACAAGUCAUAUUCUGUAGCAUAUACCUCUGCAAUUAUGGGAGAUGUGAAAACAAAAAUUUUAAGAUAUUUUAGGUCGAAUAAUAAUAAAUACGAUAAAAAAAAAGACGGACAUACUUAGCACGACGAGUGGGCCUAUAGACGCAAAUAGGGUUUGAAAUUUAGGAAAGGCCGAAGCCCUAGCUACUAAAUGAAGCAAUCAUGGACUUGAUAAAUACCUAUACAAUUUGGGGAGGGCCAGACGAGAUAUUUGUCCCCUCUUGCCCAUCAGCGAGCCGUUAUUGGGCCGGGUAUUGGCUGGUGUCGGGCUAGUUUUGGGCCUCAAUCUCACAAACAUGGUUCAUGUCAUUAUGUUUUAUGAUACAUUAUUCUCCAUACAAAUUGGCGAAAAUAGGAAAUAAAUCGGAGUAAAAUUCUUCUCAAACUGAGACUUUAUAAUAUAGUAGCUAAUAGGUAAUAAAUAGGUAUUUAUAAUAGGUAUAGUAGGUAUCCCUCUACAUACAUAUUUACUAUUUAGUCAUUGUUUUCUUUGGAACAUUCAGUUUUUUCGUAUGGUAUUGCAAUAUAGGGAAGAACCUCCAGUUUAAUAAUUUAUCCAGAUUAAUAGUUACUAUAAAUUGUAUUUUUAAAUAUUUACUGAAUUUGUCUAGGCAUACUAGCUCUGCAUUAAUCUAUAAGGAAUUUGAGGUAAAUAACUUUAAGUUUAUUUCUAACCGGGCUAUUAUGAUAGAAUCUUAUAAAAAUAAGCAUUCAAUUUCUCUCCUUGAUCGCGACCAUGGUACAAGAUACAAUCACAAUAUUAACAUGCGUUUAUCCAACUGCCAUAAAGGUUUUGGUCAAAGUGGUAUCUUAUAUUAAGGUUUAAAAUUAUGUCAAUCGUUAAAUAUUAAUGUAAAUAAUUUUUGAAGUCUUAAGUAUUUCAAAAGUCAUAUUAAUCGUCUUAAUUUAUCUAUUAUUUAAUUUCUGUUUGUAAUUUAAUAUUUUACAUGGCAAAAUAAUAAUUUUUACUUUAAUAACUUUUAAAUUAUUACUGUUUAUAGUUUAUUUUAAUUUACUACUAAUAUAUUCACCUGUUAAGAACUGCUCUCCCAGCACAUGCUUUGCUAAUAGAGAGUGCUGCAAUAUUUAUUAAUAAGUUAUUAAGAUGUAAAUUGUAAAUAUGUUAUUGUUGUAAUGUAUUAUUAUUAUAUAUAUAUUAAUGGUAAAAAAAAUUGAGUACAAUGUAUUAGUUAUUAAUAUUUUUUUUAUAACUGUUUUAAAAUCAAAUUUUCGACGAAAAUUGUAUGACCUUUCAAAACCAAACUUCGCUUUAAAUCAUUUUUUGUUACCUAUUAAUGAUUUAUCAGUGGUUACAGGUAUAAAUUAAAUAACUAUGCAUCCCACCUUUCCAACUAUCCAUCUAUAACAGUGACCACACCCCUCCCCAGUAUCCAUUUUUUUUUUCAGAAUACUUUAUUUACAUUUCAUUUUUCGUAUGUUUAUGUUUACAAAUGCAACCAAAUUUUGCUGUUUUUCAGAGUUCAGUUUUUGUGUUGG
Molecule: messenger RNA, 25239 nt
Organism: Cinara cedri
Lineage: Eukaryota; Metazoa; Arthropoda; Insecta; Hemiptera; Aphididae
Source: the annotation of a GenBank genome assembly